This is a messenger RNA of Pelagomonas calceolata, 3351 nucleotides long. The record is from the annotation of a GenBank genome assembly. NCBI's taxonomy places the organism in Eukaryota, Pelagophyceae, Pelagomonadales, Pelagomonadaceae.
GAGUUUUUGGCAGGCACCGGCAAAGCCGCAGCCGCGAGGCGUGUUGCGCUGCUCCUGCGAGCCCAAAAAUGGAUUCAUAAUUUAGCGCUCGGAAAAAGAAGCCAGGCUUGGUUCGCUGCCUAGGUCCGCGGCCCUUGGAGAGGUCAAUUGUCUUCGCCUCUGGCGUGAGGACGAGGCGAUGGCGAGGGCGCGCCAGCUGGCGCUGGUCGCCCUGGUCGGCCUAGCCGUCGCCCAAGAUCCGACGCCGCGGCCCACGCCGGCGCCGACGACCGCGCGGCCGACGACGGCCGCGCCGUCGACGGCGCGGCCCACGACUCCACAACCCACGACGGCGGCGCCUUCGACGGCGCGGCCCACGACGGCCGCGCCGACUACAGCAAAGCCGACGACGGCCAGGCCCACGACCGCGGAACCCACCGCAGCGCCGAGCGAGGUGCCCACGAACGUACCGACAGGCAUGCCCACACCAAAGCCGACGACGGCCGUGCCGACGACGGCCGCGCCUACAUUAUAUUGUAGAGUCGCCGAUCUAGAAGCGCAGUGGCCCCUCGCCGUGAGCUUCGAGGUGAGCGACGGCGGUGAAGGGUGGGGAGAUUGGAAGGGCGGCGAGUUCUACGAUAUUGUGGAGGACGACUUCGUGUGCCUCGGCGGCUUUGAGCGGUGCUGGUCGCGGUCGGACACGUCGAAGGCCGAUGGUCUUGAAACGGGCGCGCUCGAGAGUUCAGAGGGCCCCGACCAGCCGUGGGCGUUCGUGCGGUGCGACAAUUCGGGGACGUUCCGCUCGAAUCAGAUGGCGGACAACGCCUAUCCCUCGAAAGUGUUCCGGCUGGACUCGCCGACGUACCCUUCUAGUCUGGGUGAUUGGCUCUGGCCGCCGUCGUGCGAAGUGGCCCUGGGCUUCGCCUACAUGAUGUACGGCGCCGACCUAGGUACCUUACAGGUCACGGUCACGGGGUGCUGGACCUACGACUGCGUCGAUGAGAACGACUACACUGAAGUUGAAUUAUGGUCCGUCUCCGGAGAUAAUCCUGCCAGAGUCUGGGAGGAGGCCGUCGUCCACCUGCCUCCCGGUACGUCAUACGUCUCCUUCGUCGCGACGACCGGCUCCGGCGCCCUCUCGGACUUCGCGCUCGACUCCAUACGGAUGUUCGACUUCCACCCGACGGCCGCGCCGACGGUGACACCAAAACCCUCGUCAAACCCGACGGAGUUCCCGUCCGUGCCGCCCACGUUCGCGCCGACGACCUUCAUCCCGCCGUCGCCGGCGCCGUCCAUAAGCCCCGAGCCGACGACGCCGAUGCCGUCGACGGCCUCGCCGACGACGUCGCCAGCGCCUUCACCAAAACCUUCGCCAGCGCCGACGGCGGCGCCGACGUCGCUGAAGAGCAGCAAGAAGUCCUCCUCGAACAACAGCUUGCUGUACAUCAUCAUCAUCGUGUGCGUCGCCGCCGCGGCGCUGAUCUGCUGCUGCGUCGCAUUUAUGUGGAGACGGCCACGGACACAAGUGAAGCGCGCCAAUUUAGAUUCAGAGGACACGAAGGAGGCCGACGUCGAGUUAGGCAGGUUAGAUACGGCCUGGGGCGUCGACGGCGACGCUGAAUUACUACUGGACGACCCCCAGGAUUCGUUGGGCGGCGUCUUGGACGACGCGAGCGGCUGGCCGGCCGAUGUUUUAGCAUUUGCGCGGCGCGGGUCCGAGAUUGAUCAGAUCCGGAAGGACGCGCAGUCGCAGAGCGAUAGGGGACGACUGCGGACCCCGCCGAAGUCUCCCGACGACUGGGAGGUGUAUGAUAAUCAACUACGGGGCGCGCGGGCGACGCCGCGCGGCCCGCCGCCGCCGCCGCCGCCGCCGCCGCCCGGCCCGCCGCCGGACACGCCCUCCUCGACCAAUAGUCGGCCGCCCUCGACGGCUAAAAGGCGAGCUUCUACCAAAGUCGGGGACUUCGAAGUCACUCACGUCAUCGGCAAGGGGGCUUUCGGUCGAGUUUUACUGGCGACGAAGACCGCGGGAACGGAGCACGGGCGGGCCUUCGCCGUGAAAGUGUUGGAUAAGGAGGUCGUGCGGAACACGGGACAGGCGGCCCAUACCAGAGCCGAGCGACAAACUCUCGCCUCACUAAGGCAUCCAUUUGUCGUGCGACUGCGCUACGCGUUCCAGUCUCGAGCUCGAUUGUACUUGGUUACUGAUUUCUACGCCGGUGGCUCCCUAGAGCGGCACCUGGACGACGCCCAUCCUACCGGAUUAGGAGAUCCAAGAACGCUAUACUACGGCGCAGAAUUAGUGUGCGCUCUACGCCACUGCCACGCCGCCGGUGUCGUCCACCGCGACUUAAAACCGGGCAACGUCUUGCUCGACUCCAGAGGCGACGUCGCCCUGACGGAUUUUGGUUUGUGCGCCUUGGGUGUCCACGAGGACGGCGCGCCCCUCCGAUCGUUUUGUGGCACGGUGACGUACAUGGCUCCCGAAUUACUCGUAGGCCACGCCUACGGCACGUCGGUGGACUGGUGGGCGCUCGGCGCACUCAUCUUCGAGAUGGCUUCCGGCCGACCUCCGUUCGAGGACCAGAAUCGACGGCGCAUGUUCUACGCGAUAUUACAUCUGCCGCCGCCGUUUCCGUUGGACUUUUCGAACGAGUUGAUUGAGUUGCUGACGAACCUGCUGGAGAAGCGGCCGGAGCGAAGGUUCGGCGUCAAACGACUGACGACGGUCGAAGAGCCGCCUUCCGACGAAACACCUCCACAGCGAACUGGACUACUAGGCAGGAUGAUGGGCAAGACUAAUUCCGAUACGACGACCGUCGGCGUGGACCGCGAUUCUUCAGAUAUGCAUCGGGGCGAAGAUGAGAUCAAGCACCAAAAGUACUUCGAAGCUAUCGAUUGGGAAGCUCUGGAGCAGCGGCGCCUGCCGCCGCCCUGGGUGCCCGCGCUCGAGCAUGCGGCGGAUAUCGCUUAUGUACCUCGGCGGGUCACGGAUCGCCGGGCCGCGUCCAUCGCCGACGAGUUCCACGAUUCGGACGCGGCCGCGCAGCCGCAGACCUCUCGUGAGGCUCGGAUAUCAAGGCAAACGGCGUCCUUGGCGGGCGACGACGAGGAAAUCAGGAGACUGCGGUCGAACAACGCGUGGAAGGACUUCUCGUUUUCAGCGCCGCCUAGGGGAGAAACAGUGGCCGAGACGAAGCGGCCGGACCCCGUGCCGACGCCGCGCGCGCCGUCCGGCGACGUCGUUAAAAAAAGUGAAGCGCCGCUUGUGCCGCGGCCGCCGUCGCCGCCGCCGCCCGACCUCGUGUCGGAGGAGCUCUGAUUGUCGGGGCUCGCAAUUAUUAGUAUCAUCGUGUAAAUGACUUUUUCAGU